Pecten maximus is the source of this 4233-nucleotide messenger RNA. RefSeq lists its product as uncharacterized. Gene Ontology annotation, biological process: regulation of glutamate receptor signaling pathway. Bases 727 to 1974 code for a protein of 415 amino acids. The transcript is spliced from 8 exons. NCBI's taxonomy places the organism in Eukaryota, Metazoa, Mollusca, Bivalvia, Pectinida, Pectinidae. The record is from RefSeq and is a predicted model, not a curated record.
AUAAGUGUGUUACUACAGGCAUAAAAACCUCAACAUCAUGACUGCCCCAAAGGGCCAUGCCACACUUCAAGGAAAAUCGUCAGCACUUGCUGUCAAGCCUUAGUACAGGGAGCAGAGCUCUCUUUACUCUCCUCGUUAUCAACGUUUUAUGCAGCGAGAUAUACACAUAGUGCGUUAUCAGUGGAUAUUUUGGAUAUAUGAUUCUAUACUCUAUGUUAGAGUAAACAAUGAUCUCUAGAGAAAAAAAAGUGAAAACGAAGUCGAUGUGUUAGAUUCCCGAUUGUAAUUGUCACUUUGGAUGUGUCCAAUUAUAACGAUUCUAUUUACUUGUGUAUCAUCAAACACACGCGUACUGUAGGCGUCGUCAUAGUGCUGGAUCCACGACGAGCGUAAUAGUUGUUAGUCUACAAACCAACGAGACUCGGGCUAUAUAGACACAUAUCUAUGUACACAUUGUAUAAACUCAUUAGUAUACUCAAAUUGGACAAUGGUCAAUGUGUCCAAUUCAUUACAUAUCUUAUGGAACUCGAGACUACAGAUUAAAAGACUGGGGAAUUUAACGUGUUGCAAUUGCUAUGGACAACAACUAUAAUUGGUGUACAGCGGUUCAGGAAUUGAGAAUGUCUUCCUAAAAUGUUUCAAGCCAAUUGAUUUUAAUUAAGCUGUGAUUACGUAUCUAGGACAAAAACUCAUUACGCCGAACUGGCGAGUGUGUAAUGAACAGGUAUGGAACUUGUUCGCCAUUUCGGUUUUAAUAGAAACAGUCGGGAUAAAAACAUCUUCUGUUUUACGUCAUAUGUCUUUCUGUCUUUACUUUGUCUGACAUUUGCUUCGCCAGAUUGCGUUCGAAGUGAUAAGGUCACAAAUAACAGAAUAUUACAGGUAUCGGAGAUAACACUUCAAAGAGCACGUCAGGUUUGUGACGUUGUUCAUGCGGAAGUAAAGAUAUUUGUUUUAGCUGAAUAUUCAGAGGAAAACAACAAUGUGACAACUGUCCUGUUUUGUCCAUCCACUGAAGUGCCGGAAAUCACCGUCGCUUUUCAAAGAAAAAUCAUCAGCCUCAGUACAAGUGAUGAUGAUGGGAGCGUGGUCGCCUCCCGUCUCCCCAGUAAUUCUGUCCAGGUUCACGUGAAACCGUCAACUACGAUAUCAACCGUCCUUCCAAAAGUAUACGUACAAAUGAGGAGAUUCCCCGGCAAACUCAACUUGGGAAGGAUGUAUGCUCAGUGUGGUGAUACGCUUGAAUCAAUGGAGGAUUUUGAACUAAGAUUACAAGAGAGUAACACCAAAAGGAAAGAAGGUUCCAAAUAUCGAAGUACAACCAACUCACGACGUUAUGAACGUGACACAUCCAAUAUUGAUAAGACAAACAUUACUGAUCAAGCCAUGUGCGGAGAAACUCAUAGCUGUUUCCGGUACGGAGAAUCAUCAUGUCAACACAUGGAAUGUACAUACUUCGUCUCCUAUCGAGUUGACGACAUUGUUAACCGCAGGACUAUUCAUCUGGAAGUCAGCGGCAAGGCACAAGGAUGGCUAGCAAUGGGGUUCUCCUCCGACAACAAAAUGGGUGGAGCCGACAUCAUUGCAUGCAUUCGAAAGGACGUCGCCUCGUCAGAAUUCAGAGCAGCAGCUUUCAGUACUUCUUAUUACCAUGAUACCCCAACAGAAAAGGAGAGUUUCUCUAACCUGACCCGGUUCGAAGAGGUAGACGGAUAUUUCUAUUGUUAUAUUCAGGUUCCGUUCAAACAACGCUCAGGUAAUUACGUAGACCUCAGCAACGACUGGUACCAGCUCUAUGCAUGGGGAAACGUUGGAACAGGAGGGAAAAUGGAAAGACAUACUCAUCAGCCACUGACGUCAUUAACUCAAGUAAGCGUCAUGUAUAAAAGAAAUGAAUUCGGAGCUGGAGAACAGAUAAAGGGAGGCAACCUUGUCGUAUUAUCUCUACUAAUAAUGACAGCCAUCCUGGUGUAAAUGCUCCAAUGCUGUGUGUAAUCCAAAUAUAUGACGUUUUCCAAAUAUGGCAUGCCAUUUUUGUGACGUCAUAUUUAAUUCAGAAGCGAUAUUCAAUGAGGGGUGAAAUUGUGUAGAGAUAACCGUAAAUACUUUGCCAGUACAUAAGCUCUUGAAUUUGAGAUUUUAGCCGCUGCACGCAUUGUGCUGAUGAGUUAUUUCAUACCUUUAUGGAGGUAAAACAUACGAUGUAUUGUCUUCAUUGAAUGUGCCUACCGUGCAAUUUUUGCAUUGUGUCGUUCUUUUAAAUUAUAAAUAUAUAUAUAUAUAUAUAUAUUGUCGUGUUUUAAGUGAUUCGCAGUUCAUAUUCUUUAUUCAAGAAAGGUGAGCCAAAAUAGCAAAACUAGAAAAAAAACUUGAAACAUCAGAUCUUGGUUUAAAAAAACAGAGAUAGAUUAUUGGUGAAUGGUGGUAUGUUAAGAGUACGAAAGGAGAUGCAGUAUGGCACCUUCUACUACGACGAUAAUGUUGCGGAGGGAAGAUAAACUAUACGUGUUUCUACAGGGUCUAGGAAGGUAUAACCGUGUUAUGCAUCUAUUAUGUAUAUAAAUGUUGACGUCAAUAUAGACUCUAUUUAUCCUUAUUUUAUGUCAUUUUCAUCGUGUUCAUAUACACAUAUUUGUUGCAUGUCUACUUUAUGAAAUGAAAAAGGUAGACGACGGCUGCCCCGAACAGUUAAUUACCACGCUGAUGUGAAGUAUACUACAUUGUGCACAUUUUACCUUUUAAAUGGCAUUUACUUAAAUGAUUGUACUUAAACAUCGAUUGUCAGUGUACCUACCUGUAUUUGUAUGUAAUGUAUCAUAUAAUACUACAACGCUGUUUUCUGAUUACUUCCGAUUUUGAUCAAGUGCAAUUCUCAACUCAAUACGUCAUGUUUGAACUAUAUGUGGCAAUGUAUCACCUUGCGGAUUUCUGUUGAAUAUGUAUCACAACCCGCAAAUACACAGCAUUACAUUCCUUGUAAAUAACAUUUUUGAUAUAAUCCCUUUUUGCAGUAGAAAUAAUUUUUCAUUAACAUGCUUCAAAUACAAUCCGCUACAGGUACAAUAUAUGAUAGAAUUACAAUUGACCUAUGAGAGAAAAAAUAACUACAUCCAUUUCCUUAAUACUAGUCACCAUGGUGUUAGAUUGAAUAUACAAAACACACAUGGAUGCAUAUAUGUAUCAAGAACUUUUUAUUUGGAACUUAAUACAUAUAAUACACGCACACUUAUUAUCAUAAUUAUAGAUAAUUUUGAUUGUCAGAAACAAAUGCCUUCAAAUUUACAAUUUCUUCGAUUUUACUCAUGAAAGAUGUAUGCUGUGAGAGUUAUGUUUUUGGAUAUUUCCAUGGAUUAUGUAUGCAUCGAACGAUUUACUGCAUAACUUGUUGCAUGAAUGUAAAUAAAUCUAUGACAGUAAUGUAAGAGUCUGUAGAAACAACGCUUCCACUUGGAAUUCCGGGUGUUGUAUAACAGUCUGAAUAUGUAUAAACUGGGAAUGAGCAAAAAUAAAUUCUAUGAAUAAUUACUGAAAUUCUUUCAGAAAAUCACUUACAAAUUUGAUGUUUUAAAGGACAAAACACUUCCAAAAGAACACGAACACAUUAAUAUGUAUAAGGCUGCCAUUGCAUUUGAUUUGAAGGAGUAAGAGCAUUGUUUAAGGGGGAAAACUGCAGAAAAGAUAAGGACACAAAAGUAUAAUACAUAUUCAAUAAGUAUAUUUAUUACAUAAUGCGUUUGAUUUUCCUUAACUAUACGCGUAUGGUAUAUCAUGUACUAUUCCAUGGCCAAAACGACUAUUGCACGGUCACGUGCGAACUAUUGAACACCUAUGACGUUUCGGAAUUUAAUCAUACCCUUUCCAGCGUCUUUGUCACCCAGAUGUCAACACUGCCAGGCGAUAGUCACAGUGACUUUUAGGCCUACAGGAAUGUCGAGAUUUCAGUGAUUUUAAGUGUGUUUUGGUGAUUAUGUAAUAAGACAAGUAUAUCAUUGGUGUCUGUGCAAUAGUCCAGAAUAUUUGAUCCUCGGUACUGGUAAUCGACCGCUGCUCUAUUGCCCUCGGUCGAUUACCAGUACAUCGUGUCAAAUAUUCUGGGCUAUCCUUGGUAUAUUUGUAUAUCAUUACACUACUUUACAAUUUUCAUUUUCCUUAUUUUCAUGAUACUGUUCGUGUAUUGUUUCCUUGUAUUCCAUGUAUAAUGUUUGUAUAUAAAAUGUUAUAAUAUAACUAACA